AUAUCAUUUUUAAAAAUAUUCUUACGUGCCACACAUGCAUACAGAUGUUUAAAGGGAAAUUAGUUAGAAGAAUGCCAGUUUGGAGCUUAUUUCUGAUUUCCACAUAUGCAAAAGAAACUGCAGUUGGCAAGGUACAGCUGAACCAGAACAGUAUCCUGUAGCUAUGUGUCCUGCAAUAUAUUAGGAAAAAAAGAAUGCUUGCAAUAAAAGAGACCACUCCCAGUACACCCUCACAAGAUGGGUAUGUUUUACUCUUGGUUCUGCUCUCAAUCUUUAUCGGAGGAACACUUCUUCUACUCACUGGGGUCCUUAUUCUCUGCAAACGCUGCUGUGACUCCCGUCUACGGCAAUCUAGACCCAGUGAUGAUGCAGAAAAAACAAACACUUCAUAUGUGGAUGAAUCCCAGCCACCUCAUGAAAUUACAAUCCGAGUGGAGGAUGCAGAGUCUUUGUCAGCCACAGCUCUCAGAGAUAUGGAGUCAGAGAGAUUUUUGUGUACAACUUCCAGUGGAAGAAGAGUAUCGUUUAAUGAAGGUGCUCUUUGUGGACAAGAAAGGAGGGAUAGGGAAAAAGGAAGAAGGUACACCCUAACUGAAGGAGAUUUUCACUAUCUCAAAAAUGCACGGCUUACAUUUCAACCUCUCCCAUCACUGCCCCCCACUGCUCUACACAUCCUAACCAUACAUGAGAGUGAAGGUGGUGAAAGCAGUAGCAGUGGAGGGGCUUCUGAGACAAGACCAACUUCUCCCAGCAAAUCCAAUAUCUCAAUAUAUCAGCCCCCCCGCAGUUCUCCCGCACCAGUGACUCGCCUAUCACUCAGUCUAAAUUCUGCUCUUCCUGGAGAUAUGUACAAUUCUGUGGCCGAUGCCAGCUUUAUGGAAACCCCAGUGCACAGUCCUCCCACCCCUAGACAAAGUCCAGCCAGUGACAAUUUCGACUUCAACAGCCAUCCCCAAGGUUGUAGAGGACCAGAUGUAGGGCCUAGUAGAGGACAUGGUGCUGUCCUGCAUUUUUUCAGCCGUCUGCGUCGCCAUGCAAGUUUGGAAGGAGCAAGCCCUUAUUUAAAGAUCAAAAAAUGGAAACUAGGAAAUGUGCAGAGAGCAAGCAGCCUUGACACUAGAGGGUCUCCAAAGCGGCACCAGUUUCAACGUCAGAGAGCAGCAAGUGAGAGUGCUGAACGAGAUGAUGUUAUACAGUACAUUGUUCGCACACAAGAUACCUUUCCAUCUUCCCCUGGACACUUCAUCUCACAGCAUGGGACCCCACCACACUCUCUCGGCAGGUUAGACCAUGGGGCAGAGGGCUCUCUAUCAAAUAUAGGGAGUACCGAGCAGGCGCAGCUUCCCCCUCAGUGUGACAUUUGGAGCUUACGUGCAUCUCUGGAGCUUUGUGCUUCUGACCAAAGCAGCAGUAACAAUGACCGUGACUCAGUUAGAAGUGAUGCAGAUAGUGUGAGCUCUUUGAGUGGACUUCCUAGUCUUUCUUCCCAGGACCUGCCUGAUGGCCGAUCCACACGUGGUUCAGAGUCAGAUACAGGAUCCCGAAAACUACUACAGAUGGACAGUGGUUAUGCUUCUAUUGAAGCCCCCUGUCGCUCUGCAGAGGAGCCAUGUAGCAGUCCUCGUGACAAAACUGCAUCUGAGAAAAGACUGUUUUUCACUUAUGCUGGGAGAAAAGGUACUGUCUUUGAGAGUUUGGAAGGUCGUUUAUAUGAACAAAGUGCUUCAAAAGGUGAGGAAGAAGCUUGGUAUCCACAAGGCCAGGCACCAACCCCACGGGAAUCCAUCUCACGACGAGAUUACAGCAUUGAUGAGAAAACAGAUGCACUAUUUAAUGAGUUUCUAAGGCAUGACCCCCAAUAUGAUGACUCUCCUCUGCGUAUGAAGCAUCGAUCUCGUGCCCAUCUUCGAAAACAGUGGCAGAGGACAAAGCAGUAUAGUGACCCAGGAGUACGUUAUCCCCCAGCACUGGACAGACACCGUGCACAACCACUACGUAGAGGAGACAGUACUAGCUACCUGACUGACACACGAUACCACAGCACUUUGCCAAGGAUUGCAAGCACCACAGAUGAAGAAGGGGUUGAUGGCUGUCUGCAAAGCUCUGCUUCACUUACUCCUGAAGACAAAAUCCAGGCAAUCGAGGAGGAGCCCAGUGAGCACGGUCCAGGUCUUGAAGAGCCCCGUCCUGCCCCAGAUGAUCCUGAUCAAGAUUAUGGUUAUGGACCACAAACAACAGAGCUACUUGAAAAGAUAGGUGCAGGUUUAGAGGAGCGGCUAUACCCCAGUGUACAGAGGACAGCACGUAGUCCUGAAAGACUUUGCACUGUGGCAUAUAUUUCACCAGAUCAUAGUCCAGUGUAGAACUGAUGAAAAGAGAGAAGAACCCAGGAAUUUGCAGCAGGGAGGUAGAUAUUUUGUUACUGAACUAGUACAACAUUCACUGCUUCCAAACACUGCAGUGCCAAAUAAUGGAAAACAGUAGUAGCUCACUCAUCCAUUGUGUGUGUUUGUAAUAUAUAUUAUAAAUAUAUAUAUACAUACACACCUACAUACAUAGACAUUCCCAUCCUCUCUCUCUCUCUCUCAAGCUGCCAUACUGUGCUAUAUGGACACUAAGCAUGACUGUAAAUACAAGCAGCACAUUUGCAACAUGAACAAAACAUCCCUAAGAACACAUACAGCAUGAUGGCUCAAAUUGCAUCAUUUACACAGGCACACAGAAGCUGUACAAUUUUCUUCCAAGCAAUAUAAAAUUUCUUCCUGACUACUGGAAAAUAUGCACUGCCCUCAGGAAUUCUGCACCAGGAAAGUAUAGCAGGAAGGUAUAAAGGCUCCUCCAGCUCUCUUUUUGUUUGCUGCCAUUCUGGAUCUCUAUAUCCAAAAAAAAAAAAAAAAAACUGAGAGUCACAAGGAAUGAUGGAGUGGAAGAUGGAAAGCUGCAUAAUAUUGCACCUGUUUUGGGGUGGCGUGUAUUUAUUUUUUUAAGCAAAUUCUUGUUUCUGUAUAUAUGGGUCAGUUCUUCCCAUGUAUUCUCACAAUUGCACACUGUGGGGUACUUUUUCCCAUUGAUAGGUAUUUCCCUUAUUAAAUUACUAAUAAUUUAUUAAACUGA
Xenopus tropicalis (tropical clawed frog) is the source of this 3114-nucleotide messenger RNA. RefSeq names its product CACN subunit beta associated regulatory protein (gene cbarp). Gene Ontology annotation, molecular function: transmembrane transporter binding. The transcript has 9 exons. The record is from RefSeq and is a predicted model, not a curated record. NCBI's taxonomy places the organism in Eukaryota, Metazoa, Chordata, Amphibia, Anura, Pipidae. Bases 195 to 2363 code for a protein of 722 amino acids.